Messenger RNA from Labrus bergylta (ballan wrasse), 354 nucleotides. RefSeq names its product ripply transcriptional repressor 2 (gene ripply2). The record is from RefSeq and is a predicted model, not a curated record. NCBI's taxonomy places the organism in Eukaryota, Metazoa, Chordata, Actinopteri, Labriformes, Labridae. Gene Ontology annotation, biological process: embryonic pattern specification; negative regulation of transcription by RNA polymerase II. Gene Ontology annotation, cellular component: nucleus.
AUGGAAACUUUUACUUCAAACAGCGGACUAUCUUCUAUUCUUACUGGAAACAAUGUUUCACAACAGCCUGGUCGUUUGUGGAGACCGUGGACUGGAGAUGCGAACAGAAGUGCCGUACAGAAGGCUCAUAUUCACGGAGACCUUUCUGCUUCAAAACAACCGAAAACUCCUCAGGUCGUUCAUCCAGUGAAGUUGUACUGGCCCAAAUCCAGAUGUUUCGAUUAUCUGUACCAGGACGCAGAGAUGCUGCUGCGUAACUAUCCGGUGCAAGCGACCAUCUGCCCGUAUGAAGACUCCAGCAGCGAUGAAGAGAGCGAUGAUGAAGAGGAGGAGAUGGAGAAAGAGCUGAACUGA